This is a messenger RNA of Drosophila kikkawai, 1241 nucleotides long. RefSeq names its product protein C1orf43 homolog. Lineage: Eukaryota; Metazoa; Arthropoda; Insecta; Diptera; Drosophilidae. The record is from RefSeq and is a predicted model, not a curated record.
UCAGCUGUUUUCUCUUUUUUGUCACAAAUAAUAACAAAGCAAACUUUCAGGGAAUUUGUUUAUAAUUCCCCCUUGAUAAGAAAUUCAAAGAAAAUCUAUAAUGGAUGGCCAUUUGCGCCUCCACAAGGUCGCUCCAAACAUCCAGGAGAAGGUCAAGGCGGGCGGCAACAUGGAGCAGCUCUCGGGCGUGAUGAUAAUCAUCAUCAUAAGUGGCGGCGUCCUGCUCUCCCUGAUGCUCUUCAUCUUCGCCAAGCGGCAGAUCAUGCGCUUCCAGCUACGAGGACGUCGUGGCCCCCACGUUCCCGUGGGCAACGAUGCCAAGAAGGGUUUGCGACGGGAGAUUGAGCGGCGGUUGGACUGCAUCCCGAAGAUCACACAGGAACCAAAGCUGUUAUGGAAUGACGACGACAAGUACAUCGUUCAACCGGAGCCGGAGACACCACUACCACCGUACUACUACCGAAUGAAGGCAGUGGACGAUGUGAAACUGCUGGAAUCGGAGAUAGCCCGCUCGGAUGGAAGUUCACGUCAUGCGCCGGAGAGCCUAAGGGCCUUCCUCUUGACCACAUUGUCCGUGACGCUGAACGGAGCUGGGCAGCGGAUGAUUCACCAGUUCUGCGACAUGUACGAGCACGCACGCCACGAUCCCAAUGAGUUCGGCAAGGAUGAGUACGAGGCGUAUCACCAUUUGCUGUUGAAGCUGCUGGAGGCAUCCAAGCAGCUGAAGAACUACAAUUCGCGAAAGGCUUCUCCAGCUCGAACUCCCCGCAAGCAGACCAAAAUGCACUCCCUGCUAGAUCCCGCCCGUCUGCGUCCACCCACAACCAUGGAGAAUGUACAACCGAGCAGUGAAUUAACCACGGGACAACAUGCAAAGGUUAACUUGACGCUGGGUCUGCAGGGUGGCAGUGGAGGUGGUGGCGAUGGCGAUGCCGAGCUGGCCACAAAUCCCCUCCAUCUUCAGGCUCCAUCGGACAGAGAUUUGAUUAUACGGAACAGGAUUAAAACGCCCACGCUGGACGACAUCAUUGUAGAGGCGGAUCAUCAUCAGAGCAGCGAUUCCGGAGGAAUGGAGGACAACGAGAUUAAGAGCAUAUCGUCCAUGCAAUUCCAAAGGAACUCCAAUAAUGUGUAGGUCCGUUUCCAAGGAACCGAGGAUGCAGUCAUAUAUUUAUUCUAACUAAUACGAAAUUUCCUUAGACUGUUAAUUUACUAAAUAAAAAAUAUUCAUUUAAGAAAAA